Molecule: messenger RNA, 1957 nt
Organism: Gastrolobium bilobum
Lineage: Eukaryota; Viridiplantae; Streptophyta; Magnoliopsida; Fabales; Fabaceae
Exons: 4
Coding region: 86-1582 (498 amino acids)
Molecular function (GO): zinc ion binding
Source: RefSeq, a predicted model, not a curated record
AGCUCAUAUUUGGAAAAAUGAACUACACAAGAAUUUCUCAACUAGAACUUUCUUCACUAACGAAUCAGUUUCUCUCUGUUCAGGGAUGAUAAAGCAAGAACCAUCAUUUUCGAUCUCGCUCAUUCAGGAGAAGAUUUCUAGGGAUUUUGGUUUCAAAAUUUCUUAUAGGAAGGCUUGGAAAGCCAAACAAAAAGCAAUAGUGAAGAUCUUCGGUGAUUGGGAUGAGUCUUAUGCAAUAUUGCCAAGAUGGUUGGAUUACAUGCAAUCGCUUGCACAAGGUUCUAUGUACGAGAUUGAAACAAAGGAUUUUGAGGUUGGGAACCAGGUUGACAAUCGAUUUCAAGUGUUUCAUCGCCUUUUUUGGACAUUCAAGCAAUGUUGUGAUGCUUUUAAGUAUUGUAAGCCCAUAAUUCAAGUCGAUGGCACCUUCCUUUAUGGCAAGUACCGGGGGACACUUUUGAUCGCCACAACCCAAGAUGGGAAUUGUUGCGUGUUGCCGAUUGCAUUUGCUAUUGUUGAAGGAGAGACAUUGGAGGCUUGGACGUGGUUCUUGGCUAACAUACGUCAACAUGUAACCCAAAAGCAAGGUAUAUGUUUUAUUUCUAAUCAACAUCAAAGCAUAGAAUCGGUGGUCGCAAAUGAACACCUUGGUUGGCAGCCUCCACAUGCAUAUCAUGUCUAUUGCAUCCGACACAUCGCCAACAAUUUCGAUAAUAAAUUCAAGAACGUGAAGUUAAAGAAUGAUUUAUUUAAACUAGGUUACAUGACUUCCAAGAUUUAUUUUGACAGAAAUUUGGAAAAAUUCCGACAAACUAGCCCUGAAAUUGCGAGUUGGAUUGAUACUAUUUCGAAGGAGAAAUGGAGUAUUGCAUAUGAUGAAGAGGGUCGAAGAUACGGGCACAUGACUACUAACUUGCCCGAGACUGUAAAUAAGAUUCUGAAAGGUGCUCGGAAUUUGCCUAUAACAGCGUUGGUCAAAUGUACUUACAGUAGACUUGUUGAAUACUUUGUCCAAAAGGGUUCACAAGCCCGUGCGGAACUCAGUGCUGGCAAUCGCUUUUGCAAAAAGCUGCUUGAUGCCAUCCAAAAAAACCAAGAGGAGGCCUGUUCCUUCAAAGUCCGAACACAUGAUGUGAUUUUGAAUAUGUUUGAGGUGGAGGAGAUAAUAAACCCAGCUAUGCAGAUGGGCAGUCGUCUAGUGUCUGUUGACUUAUGCAAACGCACUUGUCAGUGUGGCAAGUUCACUGCAUAUAGGUUUCCGUGCUCCCAUGUUAUAGCUGCAUGUGCUCAUGCGGACAUUGACUUCUACCAGUAUGUGGAUCCAAUUUACUCAAUCCAGAACAUUGUUGACACAUAUUCUGCACAGUGGUCGCCGAUUGGUAAUGAGGAAAGCAUUCCACCUGCUAGUGGUCCACGAUUAGUUCCCAAUGUGGAGACCGUGCGUGCAAAGGGUCGACCAAAGUCCACACGGAUAAGGAAUGAAAUGGACUUGGUGGAAUCACACCCUAGGCAUAAUAAAUGUGGGUAUUGUAAGCAAGUUGGUCACUCGCGACGUACAUGCCCUUCUCAUCCUGAUCAUUGAGUUUUUGAAUAUUUUUGGAGAUGUUCAAUCUAUCAGGGGGCUGAGGUGUUUUUGCCACACAGGAGCAUGUCAGAGUUGAAGAAGCGCCAGGCAGAGGAUUUUUAAGCUGCGGUUAAAACAAGAGUGGCAAGAUCUUAUUUUGUUACAUCACUUGCCGAAUAUCUCAUGGAUGUGAAUCAGUAAAUAGAUGCUUGUCGCCGCAUUAACCAGAAAUGUGAUGUUCAUAUGUUUCAAGCUUUUUGAACUAGGAUUAACUUAUGUUUUAGGCAUUCAUUAUUGUAUCUCAGGCUGACUUCUCUAACUUAGUGGAAUUGUCUCAUUUCUAUAUGUAUGUUAAACGUAAGCUUUGUGAGUUGCAUUGAGUGCUGAUUCUUU